Messenger RNA from Hymenoscyphus albidus, 1956 nucleotides. Lineage: Eukaryota; Fungi; Ascomycota; Leotiomycetes; Helotiales; Helotiaceae. The record is from the annotation of a GenBank genome assembly.
GCGAUUGGCAUAUGCAUAUAAAUAUGAUUCACGACGCAUCAAUUGCCUCCACGGGAUCGCCUUCGAGGGUCCUAUAAAUGGGGAUGUGAAAGGGAGAGUUGACCGGGACAUGCAUCGUUGUUGAAGAACACCUCCAAAUUUAGCCCGUGGUGGAAUGGAAAUAUUAAGCAUCGUGUUGUCCCUCCCACAACGUCCCACGUCGGUUUAUGCCAUCGCAUAACGGCGCACGUUGAGUUGUUGAAAGUCCCUCGAUUGGCGUGAAUCAAAGGGAAGGAAAGUCUACGGACUGCACCCCAGGAAACCAUUCAUCGCUGCUGGCCCGCUCUGUCAUCGCAAUCGGGCCCCUGGAAACUUUUGCCCCCGCAGACCCUCCCUCCCCUUACAAACAAAAACCAGUACCAGCAUGACCUUAUGACGAAAUAAUUUCAACAACUUAACUCUUGACCCCAGCGCACGAAUAUCUCGCAAUGCCUUCCUCGGAGAAAGAAACGACCGCGCCAUCACACAUCUCCAUCAACGGCGACGAUGCGAAAGGCCAUGAGGCAGACUCUCCCCAAGGCAGUACCACGCCCCGAAGUAGCAGUGGCUGGGAUGGCAAGUUACGACUAGAGAAGAAAGCCGAGCUGGUGAACCCAGAGGCCAUAUCCAACCCGGAGUAUUCAGACGAGGAACAAGUGCUCGAAGGAGAGAAAAUAGAAGCAGAUGAGGGUUAGUUUUGGUUCCCUCAUAUCGCAUCGCGCGGGGUCAUUUCCAUGCCCAUACCCAACCAAACAACACCAAAUCCAGGUACUGAUAAUGUCCCACCUCAGAUCUCCUCGACGACUACCCCCUUGACACAGAAGAAAUAGACUGUGUCCACUCGCGCGUAUCCUCCAUCCCCUCCCUACGGCUCUCCCGCUUCAACGCCGUAACCCGACUCUGCCUCCGCCAAAACACCAUCACCGAGAUAGAGGGGCUCUCCUGUCUAGCCAGCACACUCGUAGAACUCGACCUCUACGACAACCUAAUAGCCCACAUCCGGGGUCUCGAAGACCUCACCAAGCUCACCAGCCUCGACUUCUCCUUCAAUAAAAUCAAGCACAUAAAAAAGAUCUCGCACCUCACCUCCCUAACGGACCUCUACUUCGUCCAAAACAAGAUCACCAAAAUCGAGAAUCUCGACGGGCUCUCCCAGCUCCGCAAUCUCGAGCUGGCCGCAAAUCGAAUCCGCACAAUCGAGAACCUCGACACCCUGACGGGCCUCGAAGAGCUCUGGCUCGGCAAGAACAAAAUCACCGAAAUCACCAAUCUCUCUCCCCUACGGAACCUCAAAAUCCUCUCGAUACAAAGUAACCGCAUCCGGGAGAUCUCCAACCUCCCACCCUCACUAGAAGAACUUUAUAUUUCACACAACGCCCUCAACACCCUCACGGGGCUAGAAUCCGUCCCAGGACUCCGCGUCCUAGACAUCAGCAACAACCAAAUCAGCAGCCUGGUCGGCCUCAAACAACUCGAGGAACUAGAAGAGGUAUGGGCAAGCUAUAACCAAAUCGCCGACUUCGCCGAAGUGGAGAGCGAGCUGCGGGAGAAGAAGAAGUUGAAUACCGUGUAUUUCGAGGGGAAUCCGCUGCAGUUGAGGAAUCCGACGUUGUAUCGGAAUAAGGUCCGGUUGACUUUACCUCAGGUCAUGCAGAUUGAUGCUAGUAAGUCUUUCCCUUAAAUAUGUCUGUAGUAGAGGUGGUGGAAGAGGGAUGCUAACAGAGUCACAGCGUUUGUAAGAGUAUCAUAGGAAGGAACGGGAGGACGUUGGAAAUGAGGAUUGAUUGUUAUGAGAAGCACGGGGUAUGGCGCACUGGCAAGGGGAGUUUGGAAGGUCGCGAAAGAUCACAGGCUCUGUCUAGAUUAGUCACAGCUAGAGAGAUACUUCAGGCACAUGUCGAAAAAUAUACAUAUGAAUCAAUUGAAGUGCAACGUGGA